CUCUCUCUCUUUGCGCCAUUUACUCUUGAUCAUGUUUAGUUUAGCGAAUUCAUUCCAUACAGCGUAUUAAAUUCUGUUUUCUGAUUUGGUAACUAAGUUUUAGUAGAGGAAUUUGCUUGCUGCGGCCUGCAGCAUGACAUUAUUGUCAAAGUUCAAAUCCGAUUUAUUUUAUUAUUGUUAUUAUUAUUUUUUCAUUAGUUGGGGGCCGAAGCCCAUAAAUCCGACCACCCGGAAAAUGUGCAAUAUAAACCAUCGGUUCGAAACACAGCUUUAAAUUGUCAAAAGUUUUCCGCUUAUUGCAUCACAUCAACUUUAAAGGAGCUCCUGUUUCAAUGUCUUUUUGCUUAUACUUGUUUCGUCGUCCAGUACCCGGAAAUUCACUUGCUUUUGUUCAAGAAGUAACGUACUAUUCUUAUUGCUCGAAACUUCUCAACUUAUUUGCUCAACUUAGUGGUCUGUUAGCUGUUGUUUCCCCACGUAUACAUGAAAGUUGAUCGGUGGAUGGCGGCAACUUUGAUUGAUUUCUAUAUUAAUGUUGUCGCUUUGGCGCUUUGGGUUGCUCACAAGGAAUCAAACUGGAUUAGCUCAAUAUUGUGGAUAAUUUUGCUCAUAGGGCUUGGAAGCAUUACUUCAUGUGCCUAUAUUGUUGUGCAAUUCUCAAAGUUGUCAUCUCAAGAAUCUUCACAAAAUCCCAUGUAUUAUGUUCUGUUGAAGCAUCCAAACAAGAAUGGUGGAGAAGCAGCGCCAAAAGGGAAGCAGCAUUCUUUUGUUGUGACUCUGAGAAUUCUUUUUACAGUUUUGGGUUCUUUAAUGUUAGGGACUUUGGUGUACACUCUCAUCACUGAUGGUUCCCCUUUCCAGAUGGAACUUCUAACUCCGUGGAUGACAGCAACACUAAUUGACUUCUAUAUCAAUGUUGUGGCUUUAGGUGUGUGGGUUGCCUACAAAGAGUGUAGUUGGAGUUCUGCACUCUUUUGGAUAGUUCUAUUGAUAUCUUUUGGCAGCAUCACGACAUGCAUCUACAUCGUGUGGAAUCUAUUCCAGAUUACUUGCCAAGAUCCUGUUUACCUCAUUUUAGUGCAUUGUCGUGGUGACAGGGCAGAAAACAAGUAUAAUAGGCUUUCUGGGGCGGCAAAAUAGCAUUGGAUUUUUCACGAGCAAGAAGGGUUUAAGGCCUAGGUAUGCGGAAUGAUGUUGCAGUUGAGACAGUGAAUUAUUGCCAGCAGAAGUUUUACAUAUAGAAUUUGCUUCUCCUAAUUUACAAGAGGAGAGACAAUCCCCAAGAGUAUACUGUCACACCAGAUGAUAGAAAAUUGGCAGAGUCUAUUAAAAAAAAAAGAUUGAUUUGUAUUUAUUGGAUCAUAUAUGUACCAUUUAGAGAUUUGAAAACUUAUUUGAGCACUAAUCAUGAUUUUCUGGAUUA
Molecule: messenger RNA, 1423 nt
Organism: Prosopis cineraria
Lineage: Eukaryota; Viridiplantae; Streptophyta; Magnoliopsida; Fabales; Fabaceae
Exons: 9
Coding region: 484-1140 (218 amino acids)
Source: RefSeq, a predicted model, not a curated record